AUGAAGUCGACUGUACUGCUGAUAAUAGGGCUUGCCGCCUUCGCUGCGGCUCGACCCGAGGGGGAUGAUCAAGACUUUGUAGCUGUCAGACAACGUGAUGACUGCAAAGGCAUUAUUCUGCCUCCACCCUAUGAAAUCUACCCGUACUACUUUGUUCGGGCUGAUGUUAUCCAAAAAGCUUAUUUACUGAAGAUGAAGAAAGGAUUACUUGACCAGAAGCUUUGUGAUUUCUACGGAAUUAGGAAAACAGAAAAAGAUGUGUUCAUUAUUGAUGAAAACGUCUUCGACCAACGUGUUUCCUUAAACGAUGAAGACAGGCUUAGAUACUUCACCGAAGAUAUCGAUCUCAACACGUACUACUAUUAUUUCCACGUCGACUACCCAUUCUGGAUGAAGGAUGACAUUUUGGACAAAUUGAAAGUAAGGAGGUGGGAAUUGAACUUCUACAUUUGUCAACAAAUUCUUGCCAGAUACUACUUGGAGCGAUUGUCCAACGGCUUAGGCGAUAUUGAAACACUGUCUUGGGAUAAGCCUGCAAGGAAAGGAUAUUGGCCAUGGAUGGUCCUUCACAAUGGUGUGCAACUUCCUCUUAGGCCAAACAAUUAUGUUCUUGUUGGUGAUAAUGACAUCAAUACCGUUCGCUUAGUUGGUAAUUACGAAAUGAUAAUUAAAGAAGCUAUUAUCAAAGGUCAUAUAGAAAUCAACGGUGCCCGACUAGAAUUGACUAAACCUGAAGAUGUUGAAACGCUUGGCAAGAUUGUUUUUGGCAAAAUUGACAAGAGCGACAAUGUUGACAAGUUACGCAUCGAUGCCUACCGCUAUUUACUUAUAAUUAUGAAAUCUGUGAUUGGACUUAACACUAUGGAUUCUGAUAAAUACUUUGUGAACCCUACUGUACUUGAUUCGUACCAGACUGCCUUACGUGAUCCCAUCUUCUACCAGCUACAGAAACGCCUUUGCAAUUUGCUGAUUCUCUUUAAGAGACGCCUUCCUUCCUACACAAGGGAAGAACUCUACUUCCCCGGAGUCAAGAUCGAGAAUGUUGUUGUUGAUAAAUUAGUGACUUACUUUGACGAUUACCUUAUGGAUAUGACUAACGCUGUUGUGCUCACUGAUGAAGAACUUAAAAAGACCACGUCGGAUAUGGUGUUCAUGGUACGCAAGCGUCGCCUCAAUCAUCAACCAUUCAAAGUCACCCUAGACAUUAUGUCUGAUAAGGCUGUUGACUCUGUAAUCAGAUUGUUCUUGGGUCCCAAAGAAGACAAUCUGGGACGUUUAAUCGAUCUUAAUCGUAACCGUGUAAACUUUGUCGAGUUAGACUCCUUCUUGUACAAAUUAAACACUGGUAAGAACACGAUUAUCAGAAACUCCAUUGAUAUGCAUAACUUGGUUCGUGACCGUAUCAUGACUCGUGAUAUCUGGAAGAAGAUUGAAUCAAUCACUGAUAUAAAAGACUUGCUCAUCAAAGACUUAAGAAACUACCAAACUGGAUUCCCUACAAGGCUGCUACUUCCUAAAGGUCGCGUUGGUGGAUUGAAUUUCGUGCUUUACGUCAUUGUGACUCCAUUGAAAUUAGUUGAUAACGUGGACAUAUCAAUUCUAGACACUAAUCGAAAGGAUCUCGUCGUUGACUUCAGAUCCACUGUACUCCUUGACAAAAUGCCUUUAGGUUUUCCAUUUGACCGUGAAAUUGAAGUUAAUAAAUUCUUUACUCCGAACAUGAAAUUCGUCGAUGUAGUCAUUUUCCAUAAGAAACAAGUUUGUGACAUGAAGACACGGUGGGACCGAUUUGUUAUGAAGAACUAUAAUAUGAAUGACCGCAGUGUUGGUGGAAAUGAUGAAUACAACGUAAAUGUUGACAUAAAUAAGAAAUCAGACACCGAUGUUAACCUGUUUGACUUG
Iphiclides podalirius (scarce swallowtail) is the source of this 1902-nucleotide messenger RNA. The record is from the annotation of a GenBank genome assembly. Lineage: Eukaryota; Metazoa; Arthropoda; Insecta; Lepidoptera; Papilionidae.